Penicillium nucicola is the source of this 1143-nucleotide messenger RNA. RefSeq lists its product as uncharacterized. The transcript has a single exon. The coding region runs from base 1 to 1143 and encodes 380 amino acids. The record is from RefSeq and is a predicted model, not a curated record. NCBI's taxonomy places the organism in Eukaryota, Fungi, Ascomycota, Eurotiomycetes, Eurotiales, Aspergillaceae.
AUGGGUGUCAUUCGUCUACCUCGUCCAACGGGCAUCUAUGUCCCCAAUUCCCCCCGAACCCUCACCAAUGAUAUGAUCUCUCCGCCCCUUUCUCCUGAAUUCAGUUUCGACUCUGAGACUAUAAUCCCCUCCAUUCUCCCCGCCAUGGAAUAUAUUUCGUGUAAACUUCAACAACGAAUGAUGCAUGUUACUCUUCUGGUGGGCCGCGGCAAGCCCUAUCCGACCGGCCAACCCUCCGACCUAAUGGUUAUCCCCGUCACACCACUCGAGCCCCAAUCUUCGCGACUUCUCGAAAGAUCACUAGCCAAGGCAUCAAGAAAGUUCUCCCUGGGUACCAGCUGGACCGACGCCCUCGGUCGUAGCCAGUACGAGCGAAAGGCAAACGAGUGUCUGGUUAAACAAUCCAUCCUCCAAAAUGAAGUUGUCUUCAGCCAGGAAGGCCUGACCCUACUCAACAUGGAUCGCAUUUAUACAUUUAAACGACGGAUGUGUAUCCUUUCGAGCAGACCAUUCUCGCGCUCGGAUCAGCCAUCCAUGACUUCCUGCAUCCAGCUACUUCAUCGCAUCGUCGAAGAUUAUCAAGGUCGACCAUUCAGCAAGGCCUUCUUUGACUGCUUCUAUGAACAACUACAUAUCCCCGAUGAGCAGCUGGCGGCUAUUGCAACUGCAUAUAAGAGCAUGUACAAGAAAGACGCCAUCAUCAUUCCAUCAGUUCCUGAGCCUGAGCGUAUCCCCGAACGUCUGCCCAUGCGCAUCAAAAUCCAACAAGUUCAAGCUGUCAAGAUUGAGCAAGCUCCUAAGGUCAAAGUUAUCGAAAUUGAACAGACCCCCAAGAUCAAUGCUGUCAAGGCUGAGCCGCUUCCCAAGGUGAAGGCAAUCAAAGCCGAUCGACCCCGUGAGCAUGUGAAGAGUGCUCGUGAAUAUGCCAAGAAGUCGCCUGUCAUUCACACUGUUCGUGGUCGGAGACAGCCGCCGCCUUCAAAAAUGAAAUAUCAGACGAGACGUGGACCGAAAACCCCCUUGUCGGCCUCCGAUGUCACACCCAUCACGAGAAAUGAAUGGAACAUGAUUAGCAAGGACGUUCGUCAACAGCCCAAAGUGACCAAGUGGAUUCCGUCUCCAACUGUUAUAGCUGUCGCUUGA